Messenger RNA from Dichotomopilus funicola, 1317 nucleotides. Its product is annotated as glycosyltransferase. Gene Ontology annotation, biological process: protein N-linked glycosylation. The transcript is spliced from 2 exons. Bases 1 to 1317 code for a protein of 438 amino acids. Gene Ontology annotation, molecular function: alpha-1,6-mannosyltransferase activity. Lineage: Eukaryota; Fungi; Ascomycota; Sordariomycetes; Sordariales; Chaetomiaceae. Gene Ontology annotation, cellular component: mannan polymerase complex. The record is from RefSeq and is a predicted model, not a curated record.
AUGUCUCAACCCCCGAAUGAGACAGGGAGAACCAGUCCCAUUUUCCUGCCGGCAAAGUUUCUCCAGCAAGUCAGUCGCCGCAAGCCGCAGCGUUUCUAUGGCAUCGUCGCCAUCGCCCUGGUCCUGCUCGCCGCUGCGACCUUUAUUUACGGCGGAUUUGCUCCGGGGAUAGACCUGACCUCGUACGUCCCACGGCCCAAGGACGCGGGUACACCAACAGCCCACAACGGGAACAACGGGAAUGCCGACCCCGGCCAUGCGACCGAGAACGAGGAUGGCAAGCCUCCAGUGAUCCAGACGCCGGGAGACGAAGCGGCCAACGACAAGCACGAGAAGCCUGACGAUGGCGCAUCGAAGCCGGGUGAGAAGAUCGACAACAACAAUGCUGCCACCGACCACUCGAACCAAACCCCCGCCGUGCACGUCAAGCCCGGCAUCCCGCAAAAGAUCUGGCAGAUCCUGCUGCCCAAGAGCUCCAGCUCCAAGCAGUCCAAGGAACACUUCCGCGCCGACCCAGAGAUCCUGUCCGAGACGCCCACCUGGCUGGCCAUGAACCCGGACUAUCACUACACCCUGAUCGGCCAAAAAACCGGCGACGCCUUCGUCCGCGACAACUUCGGAUCCGACGAGCGCAUCGUCAAAGCCUACACGCACAUGCCCAACGUCGGCAUGAAAUCCGACCUUCUCCGCUACCUCCUCCUCUCGGCCGAAGGCGGCGUCUACACCGACACCGACACCGUCGCGCUCCAGCCCAUCGACGACUGGGUCCCCAAAGACCUCCGCGACAAGGUCGCCGUGAUCGUGGGCAUCGAGUUCGACCGCCAAGACGGUCCCGCCUGGGCCGACAUCAGCCACUUCGUCCAGUUCUGCCAGUGGACCAUCGCCGCGGCGCCGGGGCAUCCGUUGUUCACCAACAUGGUGACGCGGGUGUUGGAGUCGCUGGAUAAGUUGGUAGAGGAGCACGGCGUGCCGUUUACCGAGUUGAAGAAAUUGAGCAGUUUUGAGGUGAUGAACUCUACGGGUCCGGCCGCGUGGACGGACGUGGUCUUUGCGCAGCUACAGGAAUACGACAACACCCUGACUCACUACGAAAACCUCUCGUAUAUGGCUGAGCCGACGCUGUACGGCAAUAUUCUGGUCCUGCCGAUCGAUGGGUUCGGCAUGGGACAGCCGCACUCGGGUAGUACCAAGGACGGCACGAUACCACCGGAUGCGCUGGUUAGGCAUUUGUUCAAUGGCGCCUGGAGGGGGGAUAAGAAGAAGCGGGCUCCCGUGGUGGUGGAGCCGGAGGAGGAGAACGAGGACGCCGAGGAGUGA